AGACCUGAUCGUGACUUCUUCGGAGAUCUACCUUGAGAACUUUUUUGUCGAAGCAAACACUUAUACGUACAGAGCACAAACUUGGUUACCCCUGUUAUUAAACUACACAACUCAUGAAGAUGUCAUUGGCAAUAUUUCUUCUGCUUCCUUGCGUAUUCAGUGCAAGGACGCGAAUGGUACCUCCUGGAUACGAAGUACUGAAUUCCAGGACCGCAGAGAGCGAAACUCACCUUAAAGUACUCACAGUGAAUGGAAAAGAAUGUAAAUUCCCCUUCCGUUACGGUGGAAUUGUUUAUCAUAGAUGCAUCCGGAACCGUUCUUCAAAGCCAUGGUGUGCUACCACAUAUAACUUUGACCGGGAUCUUCUCUGGGACUACUGUUUGCCAGAGACCACUGAUACAAGGGUGUCUUUGUUCUCAGAAAACAAUGUCACAGACUUGUGUGCGGACAAGCCAUGCCACAAUGGUGGUCUCUGCACCAACAUUCCUCACUCACGUUCCUUUGAGUGUACCUGCCGAGAGGGUUUCACAGGGAAGCUAUGCACACAGGAACAGUGUUAUGAGGAAGUUCACAUGAAAUAUUAUGACAUUGGAGAAUCCUGGGGAAGAAUACACCGUCGGAAUGUGGAACAGUGCACAUGCGACAAUGGAGAAAUCCUCUGUGAACGUGUUCGAUACACAGCCUGCAUCUUGAACCCCUGUCAGAAUGACGGAACCUGCAGACUGAUCAUAUCCACAGGGGAGGCGGUGUGCGCCUGCAGGCCUGGCUUUGCUGGACAGCACUGCAGCAUUACCCCAGAGGCAGAGUGCUACGAGAACAAUGGCACAGAGUAUCGCGGCACGGCCAAUGUAACCAUAUCCGGCGCCCGCUGCCUACCCUGGAAUUCGGACCUGUUGAAUGACGAGCUGCAUGUGGACAAUGUGGAGAACGCCGCCCUUCUGGGCCUAGGGGAGCAUGCUUUCUGCAGGAACCCUGAUGACGAUGAGAUGCCAUGGUGUUACAUAAUGAAGGAGACUGAGAUCUCCUGGGAGUACUGUGACAUUUCCCCAUGCAGAGUGGCUUUGACGCUGUCGCGGCGUGUGAUGAGCUCGGACGGCCCGCCCCCCUCGGAGCCGGAAAAGCCGAGCCGCGCGCCCGUCUGCGGGAAGAGGCACUCCAAGAGGAUGCCCAGGGCACGCAUACUGGGCGGACACUCCGCCCUGCCGGGCCUCCACCCCUGGGUGGCGGCGCUGUACAUCGGGGAGUCCUUCUGCGCGGGGAGUCUCAUCGCCUCCUGCUGGGUGGUGUCUGCCGCGCACUGCUUCGCAGGCAGCCCCCUUGUGUCCAGUGUGCGUGUUGUCUUGGGUCAGCAUCACUUCAAUGACACGGGUCCGAAUGCCAAAUCCUAUAGGAUUGAGAAGUACAUCUUUCCUGAUCAGUUUUCAGUGUACAAUCCCACACUCCAUGACAUUGUCCUUAUCAAACUGAAGAAGGAAAAUGGAAGAUGUGCCAAAAGAAGUCAGUUUGUACAGCCCAUCUGCCUGCCUGGAAAAGAUAUAACUUUCCCUGACUAUCACUGCUGCCAGAUCACAGGAUGGGGUCACAUGUAUGAGAAGGCUAACGCAUAUGCAAAGCACUUGAUGGAGGCCACCGUUCACAUCAUACCCAUUGAGCAGUGCACCAGGCCGGACGUGUACGGCCAAGAGGUCACAGCCAACAUGCUGUGUGCUGGGAGCCACCGCUGUAUAGAUGCCUGUCAGGGAGACUCUGGGGGCCCCCUGGAUUGUGUGAAGAACGGGGUUCACUUCCUGUAUGGGAUCAUCAGCUGGGGAGAUGGCUGUGGAAGGAACAAGAAGCCUGGAGUCUACACCAGGGUCUCCAACUAUGUGGACUGGAUCAACCGCAUCAUCAAGCCCAAGUCUUAAUGCAGCUGCAACAACCCAUUGUGUUGAUACAUAUCUAUAUUACCCAUGUGCUGUUGUGACUAUAGUCUGCGUAGAAGCAGACAUGCAGCCAUUGGACAUGAGGAGCAGCUUGGAAUAUCAUCUGCACCUUCGUAUCACCUGGAUUUAAUUGUAAAGAAGGCAUCAUGCACUCAUUAUGCUUUAAUGUAGCACCACCCCAGUGAAU
This is a messenger RNA of Megalops cyprinoides (Indo-Pacific tarpon), 2109 nucleotides long. It is a transcript of the gene hgfac, whose product is annotated as hepatocyte growth factor activator. NCBI's taxonomy places the organism in Eukaryota, Metazoa, Chordata, Actinopteri, Elopiformes, Megalopidae. Bases 114 to 1904 code for a protein of 596 amino acids. Gene Ontology annotation, biological process: blood coagulation; zymogen activation. Gene Ontology annotation, molecular function: serine-type endopeptidase activity; calcium ion binding. The transcript is spliced from 14 exons. Gene Ontology annotation, cellular component: extracellular region. The record is from RefSeq and is a predicted model, not a curated record.